This is a messenger RNA of Verticillium nonalfalfae, 618 nucleotides long. RefSeq lists its product as uncharacterized. The record is from RefSeq and is a predicted model, not a curated record. Lineage: Eukaryota; Fungi; Ascomycota; Sordariomycetes; Glomerellales; Plectosphaerellaceae. The transcript is spliced from 2 exons. Bases 1 to 618 code for a protein of 205 amino acids.
AUGCACUUUAGUGGGGCACCCAGGUUAGGAUUGGAGCUCGACUCCCAGCGUGUUCUAUUGAAUGAAACCAUCCGCAAACAGCAUCGAGGGGAAACAAUGGCAAGGAUGGCACUGAAGGCGGUGCGCGCCUCUGUUUGCCAUUCGAAUACUUCUAGAGUCUCAAGCUGCGCAGGCUUCUCCUCGCUGCGAUGCACCACGCCUCGCGUUGUUCUAUCACCAGCGCGCUUCACCAUCUUGCCCCAGACUGCCAAACGACACCUGCAAUCACAAGUCUUCUGGCUCCCGCCACUCAUGUUCGUCGGGCUUUUGGGCUCGCUCUGGAUAUGGAAAUGCAUGAUGAUGGUGGUGUUCCAGAACAAGAUCAUAUACAUGCCGGGUCUGCCGCCGAACGCACGUCGCGAGCGCAUUGAGGACUACGCCCGACAAUGUGGAGGCAUAUCAUGGCAGGCGCGUAGGAUACGAGCUGCCGAUGGCACGGAUCUGGCCGUUUGCAUGACGAGUGUAGAGUGCGAUGGCUCAAAAGCUGGCGCAUCGUCACUUGCUGCUGGGCGCGGCCUUGCAACUCCGGUUUACAUUCUCUACUUUCAGGGUUUGUCCCAUUCCAUCCGUAACGGCUAG